AUGUGUGCAAAGAGCGCCUUCCACAUCAACAACGAGACAAUCAAUAUCUGGAGUCAUUUACUAGGAUUCAUCUACUUCACCUAUCAACAAUACUACACAAACUACAUAGUUCUCCCAUCAGUUGGAUCUCAUAAAGCUGAUCAUUUCGUGUUCACUCUAUCAAUAUUUGGAAUGCAAAUGUGUAUGCUCCUCUCAGCAAGUUAUCAUACAUUCGGGUGUACAAGUAUUGAGAUGAGACAGAAAUGGCUGAAAAUGGAUAUAUUCGGAAUAUCGGCGGGUCUACUUGGAAUGUAUUUGAAUGGAAUUUACACUGCGUUUUUCUGUUUCCAGGACCACCUAACAUCUUACAUUUACAUUCUUCUCGGCAUAUUCGUCUGCUUAUGUACCGACUCGGCAAGAUUUCUUUGA
Molecule: messenger RNA, 408 nt
Organism: Caenorhabditis remanei
Lineage: Eukaryota; Metazoa; Nematoda; Chromadorea; Rhabditida; Rhabditidae
Exons: 3
Coding region: 1-408 (135 amino acids)
Cellular component (GO): membrane
Molecular function (GO): signaling receptor activity
Source: RefSeq, a predicted model, not a curated record